GUUUUUUUGUUUCUUUUGGGUUCAAAAUGUUGAUCCAAUAAGCCAAAGUGAAAAUGUAAUUAUCAGGUCGUAUGGGUGAGGUUGUGCUGAAAAACAUGAUACCAACAUGGCAUGAGAACAUUUUUCAACAGAGACUUCAAAGGGUUAAAAAAUUGUCUAUUUCCGUCAUGUUCUUAUGUGCCUUGGCCGCUGUGUGUCGCUUCGGGUCUGCUCGUGUUUCCUCGUCAAUUUCCGGCUCAUCUCUUCACUGAGACUUCGUGAAAAACAAACCGUAGAGCAGGCGGCCUCUCUGUGGGGUAGCGCGGCUUAGUCUUGCACGUUUCCGUUAAUUAUCCGUUGAUUUUCACCGGUUACCGGUAGACGGUUACGUGUUUUACGGUUCUUCUCCGGUUCGUGCCAGGCUCGGCUCCGCUCGGACCGAGAUUCUGCCCCGCGGCUGCUCGGUCACACUCGGCUCUUGUCGUUUCGGCGGAGGAAUGGACGAAGCGGACUCGGCCACGAAGGCGCUCGGGCUGGAUGAACCGCCCAUCGGCAUGCCGCAGCCGGAGGAAGUGGGCUCGGAUACCGAGUCGGAGGCCGAAGUCACCACGAUGGCCGUGAUGGCGGAACCGGGAAACAUCGACAUGGGAGCCGAGUCCCUGCCGAACCCAGACGAGGCCGAGGCGGCAUUCGCAGAGGUGACGGCUGUGACGGUUGGAGACGUUCAAUCAGCAGACGACAACGUUUUUACCACGACGGUUGCCACGUCAGGAAGUCUCCCUGAACACGUGCUGAGCGGGAGGACGACCCUCCAGCUGGGUGACGGCCUCAGCACCCAGAAGGCCACCUUGAUCGUGGUUCACACUGACGGCAGCAUCGUGGAGGCUACAGGCCUCAAGUCUGCUGCAGCAAUGACACCAGGACCGCCGACCCCUCCCACCCCACUGACUCCCCCCCAGGACAAAGACUCGUGCUCCAAGUACAACUGGGACCCGUCGGUCUACAACAACGAGCUGCCGGUGCGCUGCAGGAACACCAGCGGAGUCCUCUACAAGAACCGACUGGGAUCAGGGGGUAAAGGUCGCUGCGUCAGACACAACCAGCAGUGGUUCACGCCGACUGAGUUUGAAGGUCUGGCAGGAAGAGCGAGCAGCAAAGACUGGAAGAGGAGCAUCAGAUACGCUGGCAGGCCUCUGCUCUGCCUCAUACAGGAGCGGAUCCUGAACCCCCAUGCUGCCUCCUGUACCUGUGCAGCCUGCUGUGAUGACCUCACAGGGUACUUCUUCCACCUGGAGAACCUGCAGGAUCAGGGAACAGCUAAGAUCAGGAGUCGGAGGAGCGAAGAACGAAGAUCAUCUUUAUCAUGUCCAAAGGACGGAGACAGUCUGGUGACAGAAAACAUCAGUAUGACUGGUCCAGUUCGCCUCUUCGUUCCGUAUAAGAGACGGAAGAAGGACAACGAGCCUUCGGUCACGUCCCCGAAAAAGGAGCUUCCUACCACCAAAAACAUCACGCUGACCCCGGGGACCACAUUCACGGUGUCUCCGUCAGGACAGUUCACCACCUCCGGCACCUUGACCUUUGACCGCUCUCCAUCGGGCGACGCCACCGCCGCCGCCGCCGCUGCUGCUGCCAUCAUCUCAGAAGGCUCGUCACAGAGCGAGGUGUUCACCAGUACAGCAGUGUUGACGGCGUUGCCGGCGCUGGCCGUGGCGCCCCAGCCCGUUCAGGCCAAGAUGGCGGUGACGGUAGCGGCGGCGGCGUCUCCGUCGGCGGGGCUGGUGGGCGGGCUGGAGGUGGGGCCCGUUGGGAGGGUGGCAGCGGCGGGCAGCGAGGGCCAGAAGAACACGUGGAUCUACCUGGAGGAGAUGGCCAACACGCUGAUGAGCAACGUCCAGCAGCUGAAGGCUCUGAUCGACCAGGCCAAACACUCUGCAGGGGACACCGCCGGGGUCAAAGGUCAGGGAGGCAGGAAGGAGUGUGGUCUCACUCAGUCGUUUCAGAACCAGAUCACGUUCCAGCAGCCGGACGACUCGGAGGCCAAGCGGAGCUCCGACAGCCUCACUGAGAUCAUCAUCAACCAGAUGUGUGUGAACUGCGGCCGUAUGGCGAUGAGUGAGUGUACGGGCUGCCACAAGGUCAACUACUGCUCCACGUUCUGUCAGAGGAAGGACUGGAAGGAACAUCAGCACACCUGCUGUCAGUCAGCAGGGGGCGUGGCUGUUCAGGAGGACGAGCCAAUCACAGCCAUGGAACUGGACAAAGUCAAAUGACAUCAUCAUGACAUCAUCAUCAUCGCCGGACAGGAAGUCCUCUUCAGGUGCAAAGAGGAGAAUUUGCUCUGAGGACUUAAAAUCUCCUCACUGGAACUUUUAUUUUGAAAUUUUCCUCUCAGACCGACAAGAAAUGAAGUUCUCUGAUCUUCUGAGAGAUAAAAACUUUAUAUUUAUAGAGAGAAGUUUCCACAUUCACUCCAAUGCAGUAGUUUUUCGCUACAAGUUUAAUCAUAAAAUGGGAUGGUUUUGGUGUUGCCUUAACUAUCAUUUCAUUAUCCAUUCAUCUGUAAAGUAUUUUCUUAGUUUAUUAUUUUACAAACAGUCAUAAAGAUGUUUUUUAUUUCUUAUCUUCCCUCAGUGACGGUUUUCUCUCUGUUGUUUUUAUGAAAAAGGAUUUUGCUGACAUUUUUACUCUCGAUAAACAGAUUUGAAUCUCCGUCCAGAGUCUGUCCUGGUUUAAUAAAGGUCAAGCAUAUCAAUAAAAUAUUAAAUAAGUAUUAUUAAAUUAAGCCCUCCCCAUCCUGGCCAGUACAUGGAGAUGAGUUAUCUGUUGUCUGCUGUUAAUGUGUUGUUGUUUUUUAUUAUUUUGACUCUAAAUCAAAAAGUACUCUGACUUUUAAAGGUUUUCUUUAUUUUAAUUCCAGCUAAAAUAAUUUUUAUCUGGCAGUUUGUCUGUUUUCUAAGAAGAAACUCAAAGUCCUGGAAAAUGCUUUGUACUUAAUAUUAUCUUGUGUGUACAAGAUAAUAAAACAUCUAAAUAAAUAUUUUUAAAAU
Molecule: messenger RNA, 3029 nt
Organism: Centropristis striata (black sea bass)
Lineage: Eukaryota; Metazoa; Chordata; Actinopteri; Perciformes; Serranidae
Gene: deaf1
Product: DEAF1 transcription factor
Exons: 14
Coding region: 477-2252 (591 amino acids)
Biological process (GO): regulation of transcription by RNA polymerase II
Cellular component (GO): nucleus
Molecular function (GO): DNA binding; DNA-binding transcription factor activity, RNA polymerase II-specific
Source: RefSeq, a predicted model, not a curated record